CAUCAAGAGAACUAUAAUUUACGACCAAUUCAAGUUCUCUACUUCUCCCCGGUUGUCUCCUUCAUACCAAUUACGAUACUACACUACAAAUAAUACUGAGAUCCUCGACUCUCAUAUUUUCUGUUCCCCAAUACGUUGAUUUUCCAGGAACAAAGUAACACGUCAUCUUUGAUAAUUGUCAUUUGCCUAUUCAUCAUUCCCAACCCCCAACCCAACCACAAUAACCACCAGGCUGCCGCAGCCGUGUCAUCUGAAUUACUAGCAACCAUGUCGCCCAAUUCAGCAGCAGCCUCACCAUCCAGUUCACCAACCACCCUCUCAUAUAGUUCGCCAACAACUCUCCCGUCUAGUUCACCGACUACGCCAUCCGAUGUGAAUGCAAACAUCUCGUCAAGGCUACGAUCAGCCAGAGCUCCCAAGCCACCCACCAUUGCGCCGACCCCCAAACCUAUAGGUGCCCUUGACGAUGGUGAUAGAAAAAGGAAACGUAACCAGAAGGACGAUACGACCGAGAAUUCUCAACAGACAAAGAAAUCGAAGUACACCAAUGAAAUUUUACAGUCAGACCUGGAACCACCGAAGACUAAUGAGAAAAAAAGGGCCGGAAGGAAUGGCUCAGACAAGAGUCUUCAUCCCUCUAAGAAGUCACAGCUUACGGGGGGGAGUAAUGAGCCAAACCCGGCAACGGCGAAGAGUAACAAGCGUAAACACAACGAGGAGGACUCCGCUGAGGACCUUCAUUCCUCAAAAAAGUCAAAGCUCUAUAUAGAGAAGCUCAAGCGUGAACUAGAGGAAGCAAAGAAUGAACUCAAAUCGAAGAAUGAUGAAAUUGAAGAGGCUAAGCGACGAACCAGAAAUAUUGAGACUUAUCUCGAAUCCGCUGAGUGCCAGCUUGAAAAAGCGGCUGCCCAAUUUUCGACAGAUUACAAACUGUUGAAAUCCCAGUUCUGCGAUCUGCAGUACAAGGUCGCCGAUUUUACCUUAUUACACUUAGUUGAUGUAUUCGAGGGAGGGGAUCUACCAAGUCACAUCGAGAAAGCGUUUCGAGAAGUAUCAAAGACACCAUUUCGCGAAUUCCUCAAAGUACAAACGCAUGCGGGUUAUUUCUUCCAAGCGGUCAUCUGGCGUUCCCUCGGUGCCAAGUUCUUGGAGAAUCCUUUCAAGCUACUUGGGAAGGGUGACGAAACCGGGGAGUUAUUUGCCGCAGUUCAGUCAGGCCAAUAUUGCGGCGAUGAGGACUUCCUUACCCGUCUUCGAGCAAUCAACGGCGAACUACUUUCCAAGUGCCCAAUAGAUGAGGCGAAGUUACAAGGGCUUAAAGAAGAGCUAUUGGAGUUGGUUGAACCGUUCAUCGCCAAGCAGGAACAAGACAAGAUAGAUACCAAGGUUAAGCCAGGAAUCGAUGCGCUCUUUGACUCUGCCAUAGUACUAGCUCGACAGCUGUAUAGGUAUGAGGACAGGUUUGAAGUUCUCAGAAAACUCCCUUGGGAUACCGAUGAUGUUUCCCAAUCUUAUGACAAUAAGUGGAUGCAGGUACUAGCCUACAACGUAGACGAUAGCAAUGCUGUUAACCUCCUAGUCUCACCUGCAUUGGUCCACUAUAGAACUGAGCGCGGUUCUGGAGAGAGACGAAUGUGGAUUUCCGAACGUGCGUUCGUUUGUUACAAAGAUGGAAAACGAGGCGAGCAUCGCGAUAACCAGUUUAUUACUCUCGACAAGCCCGUGGAAGCCUCCAAGAAGGCGGAAGGUAGCGACACGAGCCCCAAGAAAGGCAAUACUGGAGAAUAGGCGAAUAUUCUGGGGAGGGACUGGGUGGUUUCCAAGCGCGAGAAACUAACAUCACAAGGUAUUCAGGUCAGGCAUAUGGGGAGUAAGGGGUUUACCAGGAACAUUCCCUGGUGCUGAGGUCUUAGG
Molecule: messenger RNA, 1914 nt
Organism: Hypoxylon trugodes
Lineage: Eukaryota; Fungi; Ascomycota; Sordariomycetes; Xylariales; Hypoxylaceae
Exons: 2
Coding region: 268-1788 (506 amino acids)
Source: RefSeq, a predicted model, not a curated record